AGUUGGACGACCCAAAUCGAUAAAAGAGGUUGUUUACCAGGGAAGAAUUUUCAUGUGAUUUUUCGUUAAAAGUCUGUGAGCAUGUCUACAAAGCGUAAAGCUGAGGAUGUAAUCGUGGAGGGGGAUGUUAAGCAAACUAAACUCGAAAACACCGAGAAAACUGAAGUGAAAGGCGACGAAAAUGGAGCUGCUGCAUCACCAAACGACCACGGAGAAAAACCAAACACAGAAAACGAUGCUACAGAAUCUAAUAAAACAGAGGUCGAAGCACCGAUACCUCCACAGACGGACGUGCCGCCGGUGCGUCGAGAAGGCGGUACCUUCCUAAUUGCCGGCUGCACAAACUGGGACCUGACCGGUCGCAAGACGGCCCCGAAGAAUGCGGGCAAAGUGGGUCCGGCCUCGGGUCGCAACCUGUGGUCGCCACACAGAUUCGCUCCACUGGCGGGAGUCCGUGUCAAGCUGGUGGCUUCCGGCUGCAAUGCUGCCCACAAUAUCAUCGUCACAGAAGAGGGUCAGGCACUCGCUUUGGGUCGAAACGAGAAGGGGCAACUGGGCCUCGGGGAUACGGUGAGGCGCGAUAUACCGACACCCAUCGAAGCUGUGAAGAACCUGAAUGUGGUCGGUGCAGCGUGUGGGCGGAACCAUACUCUGCUGCUGACAGAUACGGGUGCCGUGUUUGCAGCUGGUGACAACAAGCUGGGCCAGUGCGGCGUGGGCAACCAGCACCCUGUCAUCGCCACGGCCACUGUGCUGAGCUACAAAGGCCCUCCGGUGGUGAAAGUUUGCUGCGGGGGCGAGUUCAGCGUCGUACUGGACUGCAAGGGUGUGCUCCACUCGUUUGGAUGUCCCGAGUAUGGUCAGCUAGGUCACAAUACAGAUGGGAAGUACUUCGUUACGAGCAACAAGCUGGGUUUCCAUUGCGAAACAUCUCCCAAACGAAUAGUCUUCUAUGUCGAGAAGGCCAAGGACGGGCACGUCACACCGGUGGAGGUAUUGGAGAUCACAGACUUCAGCUGCGGAUCGAAUCAUACGGUGGCGGUGGACAGCAAGAAGCGUGCCUUCUCGUGGGGCUGGGGCGGGCUGGGUCGCCUGGGACACGCCGAGCAGAAGGACGAGCUGGUCCCGCGACUCAUCAAGUUCUUCGACUCGCAGUCGCGGGGUGUGCGUUCCGUCCACUGCGGCUCGUCCUACAGCCUCGCCGUCAACGAACUGGGGUGUGUGUACUUAUUUGGGCAAACAAAGCGUACCGGUGAGGCUAAUAUGUACCCGAAGCCCGUCCAAGAUCUCACCGGUUGGACAGUGAGAAGUGUCGGCUGCUCAGUUACGUCGAUCGUCAUGGCGGCCGACGAGAGUGUCAUCGCGUGGGGCCCGUCACCUACUUACGGCGAAUUGGGACUCGGCGAGCUCCGUAAAUCUUCGACGACACCGAUGGAAGUUAAGGCGCUGGAGGGUGUGUACGUGAAGCAGGUCUCCUGUGGCAUGGGACACACAAUGUUCAUUGCACGGAACGACAGUGAGCAAGACGAGGCCCGCCUUGCCAAAUUGCCAGAGUACAGCCCUUAGGUCUGUCCCGGUCAGCGACGCUGUCACCUGCCGGUGCGUCGUGCUUCUGGACACUGCCGGUCACUUGUCCUAACUCGAUUUGGUCUGUUUUUUAUUGAGAGCAUAGUCUCUUUAGAAAUAUACAGUUGACAGAGGUUAGUAACAGCAAGUAGUUUUAAAGUCACAAGUUGGUAAAAUUAUGUUUAGUUCCACUUUCCAUACUUCAUUCUCAGUGUAAUUUCAGAAUCCCCCCCACUCCCUGUUUGAUUUAGCAAGCCUUUCUCUUUCUGACUUAUUACUUCAGAACUGUCAGCUCACCAUUCACAUUAUUUGUGGUUUCCCUAUUGAGGCCUAAGUCCAAGAAAAUAUCUACCAUUUCCCAGUUUUAUUUACUUUUCGUAUUCUCUUCGAGUUAUCGACUUCUUUGAGCCGGUGCAGAAUGUGUUACUGCCGAUGCCUUUUGUGCGUGGAUUUUUACAGUUGCUUUGAGGGAAACCUGUUAAAGUUUGUGAAAUCAGAUGGAAGCACGCGUACUAGGUGUUGCCGAAUGAUGGUGUUACGUCUCUAGGUUAAGAGUACAUUUUGGUAACUUAAGUCACGGUAUCUCGAGAGAUACUUGAAUUUGUAGUUUUUUAAAAAAAGAACAGUUAAAAAUGUGUAAUUUGUUUCACUAGGUGAAAUGCGAUACGCACACUCACUUUGGAUACUCGGAACCUCUCACUGAGGAUUGAGGAAUGAAAGUGUCCUGUCUUGUGGUCAGUGGUUUGUCCUCUGUGAAUGUGUCUACAUGUGUUGUUAGUAUAGAAUAUGGCUGGGAAACUGACAGGGAAUGUGAUGCUUGUUUGUACUUCUUAAUAAGUUGUCAUUCUUGGUUUCCGCCCAUUCGUUUACUGUUGUCAUUCUGUUUUUCUGCACGAGAACAUUCCAUUCUAGUAGUACUAUCACUAUACAAUAAUUUGUCAAUGGCAGUCUCUGGAAGGUGAGAAGAGCGGUAAGCACUGUGUCCUCCCUUACUGUCUGAUAACCACGUACUAUAAUUUUAAUCUGGGACAGAUUUGAGCUAUUCUUUUUUGUUUGUUGGAUUGAAUACUUCUUUAUGACAGCUAAGUUGACAAUUUUUUUUUUAAAUAGCAAACAUGUCUUGUUACUUGCCAUCUCGGUGCAGCCAAUAAAAAUUGGCAAAACUUAAGCGUCUAGCACAAUUUUGGUACAUUAAGCACUACUGUUCCUAGAGAAUUUUUACAGACUCCUUUUUUAAAAAUCCUGAAAUCUCUCAGCCGAAGAUUGAUUUGAUAAAACUAUACUCUGUCAGCUUCUCUUUUUAAAUGACUCUGUAAAACUAUGCUCUUAUUUGCACUUAAACUUGCCUGGUUGUGGGUGAAAAAGAAACUAUGAAAAUUAAGAAAAAAAAUAUAAAGUGUGUAUGCAAAAAGUUAUUUUUUAAGAAACAAGAAUAUAAGAAAACAUGUAGGAUCUUACUAAUGCUAAAUAAUUUAGGAGUAAACUAUUAUAGUUUGGCCAUGUGCAUUUAACUGUCAUAAUUUCUGUGACGGAGGUUGUGAUUUGCUUUCCAAAAGCUACUUUUACUCUACAGUUAAUGGUAAGGUAAACGAAGGAUAUAAAGUCCACUGUUCCAUAACUUUUUGCCAUGUUUAUUACAAGAACAAGGUGUGUGUGUGUGUGUGUGUGUGUGUGUGUGUGUGUGUGUUUUAAGAUGCCAGUGUCCAAAGUAUAAUGUAGAGUUGUUCUCUUGUGAUGUGUACUUUUUUAGUUAUUAAUAGCAAAAAAGUACAAACGUGUUAAAAAUCAAACCUACUAUAAUGUAGUAAUACAGAUCUUUUGACAUUAAUGAUUAAUGUGUGAACAUUUGUCAUUGUCGUGUGAACAUUCCAUUACAUAAACCAUGACACUUCAUUUCUGCAUUUUAAGAUAAAAAAUCAUAAAUUUGGAUGUUUUUAAGUUUCUUGUAUGUUGUAUAACUCUUACCUGUGUGGAACAAGAAUUUAUAAGUACUUGUUGUCACAGACAUAAAAAAUCAAAAAGUGAAAUGUUAAUGCCAAUACUGUAAGUUGGGCAGAUGGCAUUUUUUUCUGUCAUUUUAGGCAUGGUGAAUAUAAAUUUAGUUAGGCUGUAAAACCGUGGGCCUGAACAGUACUAUUCAGUUAGUCUUUUAUUGUCAACAUUCACCUUGUUGGGUCUUCAAAAAUGUAGAACUCUGCCAGUCCACAAAAAGCUAUUCUUUUUAUUGGUGUGCUGCACCAUUUUGGGAAUUUGUUACAUUAGUGUAAGUGGUAGAAUUACAGUAUUAGUAAUGUCACAUUACAGUAGUACCACCAUGUGAGACUGACGUGGAAGUUGCACAUUUUUGUCUAAAGUAAUACGUGUACAAUUUUCUAAUUCGCAACUUGCACAGUACAUGUCAUCUGUAAUUGAUGUCCUGUGAACACUUCAUCAUAUCUUUUAAGCCAGUUCUCUAGGGCACUGUCCAUUAAAGACUGGAAAUCCUGGACAUAUUCCUGUCAUUCCAUGGUGUGUAUUUCUUGUCACACUGACCAGCAAUGCAACAUCUGAGCAGGGAAUAUUACUGUUCCAGUUGUAUGUGAUGCUUUCAUUUAUAGAAUGUAUAGCCAACGAGUAGUCUCUUUAAAUUUUUUGAAUUGGAAUACUGAGGCGCACAUUAAUUGUUUUACAAUAUUAAGGUAAACAACCUUCCUUCACUUAAUCAGUCAAAGAAAGUGCACAUUAUUCCUUACCCAUACACGACACAACUGCAGACUUUGGUUUAAUGUCAGUCAUUUGCCUCACAGUGUAGAUAUUUCUUGAUCUUUAUAGACUUUACAAAUUGUCAUUUAUAUCUGCCUCGGAUUUGAUAAGCAAGUGAAGGAGAUUUGCUCACUUCAGUUUGCUGUAGAAAUUUCACCUUUUGACUAUGUUCUGUACUGUAUCUGUGGCAACUGUACUUAACUUUGUAUUUUUGUGUUGUCAGAGAAUUUAAUAUGUACCCUGAAUGGCUGUCUUAAUAUUAGCCUGUCUCAAGAGUAUUUGACAUUUACUUUUGUACAAGUGUGAUUGUUUUAUAUGUGGCAGAAAGUAACAUGUGUAGUGUACUUAAUGUAGAGACCUCUCACACAGUCUGAUUGACAAAAUUGUCAGUAUUAAUAUUGGACAAAUAUUGUUUGGUGAUGUAUCCUCAAUAGGUGUUGCUCAUUCUAGCCAGUCUGAAACACUCUACAGUCCAUGCCAUGUGUAUCAUCACAAUUUGUGAGGCCAGUGGAGUCAAAGAUUAGAAGACAGAAAUUUGUAUGAAUUUACAAGAGAAAAGCCAAGUGAUAAGCAAAACUAUGCAGUCAACUGAAAGGAAUUUCGUUUAUUGCUGUAUUUUUAAUAUAGAAAGACAAUCUGGAAAGUAAUUUUAAAAAUUAUCUAUUUACAACAAGUAACCAAGCCAUACAUGAACAUUAUUAACACAAAAUUUAAGCAUUAUUAUUUAAAAAUUGGUUAGAAGUGGAAGUGAAAGUACUGAAGCCAUCUUGUGCAUUUUAUUUAUGAAAAAUAAUUAAUCGGGAAUUAAAUCAAAGACUUUUUUUAAAAUGUUGACAAGAGUUAGUGAUAUUUAUAAAAUAAUUAGUUCCUGGAGAUAUGUUUUGUUUUCCACAUUUUUACAGGAAAAAAAAUCACAUAGCAAAAUUUUCAUUCUGCAGCAGUAUGCUAACUUGUGUGGAACCUCUGAAUUGCAUAGUUUUAUGUUAUCAAGCCUAUUGAUUACUCACAGUGAUGACUGGCUGCUCUCAUUGACUUCUAUUCUUUUGACAUGUUUGUUCUGUUUCCUAGUUUUAAUUUUUGGUUAUUAUAUACCUACAAUCACCCACAUAGGUGACAUUUAAUACUUCAGAGUAGAUCUGUGUCUGAGUUGUCUCCUUUUAACUUGCAACUGGUUGAUGGAGACUGCUGGUAUAAUAAUGUAAUAUCAUAUGGAGAAACAGAGUUGAGCAUUUACAAAUUUUCCAGAUAUGUCCUUCACAGUUACUUUUAAAAUGAAAGAAUUCAGUAAUUGGAAAAAACCAUAUUUGCACUCACUAUAUAGAUCUCAUAAUGAAAAAGCUUUUUUGAUGUACAGAAUAUUUUAAAGAUGUAGAACAUGGAAAAAGUGAUUCAUUAUUUUUUACUGAGUUUAGUUUUUAAGAGUUGUAAAUGGUUGCCUUGACUGCAUAGAUAAAAUGGACCGGUAUUAUAGUUAAUAGUAUUUUUUGUGUGCUUUGUAAAUUUAGAAUUUAAACCUCUUUGGGACUUCCUUUUUGUGUCUAUUUAUAAGCAUGAUUGCUCCGGAAGAGAGGAUGUUCGGCAAGUGUGAAAACUGACUGCAUUUUGAAUAACUUUGAGAUUUAUAGCAUGUGCCUGUAUUUUGGAGAGUGAUUUAAUUGUUGUACAAUGUUGCACCUAUUUUAAAGUCAGAGCGCUUUAGUGAAUAUCUUCUCCCUGGAAAAGUUGGGAAGCAAUUGUUGUGCCCAUUUUGAUGUAAUUUCUUGUCUCCCUAUGUACCUAUUGAUGUAAAACAUAAAUGCACUGGCAAAAGUGUGGUGGUACUAAGCACAAAGUAGCAUUUAAUUUAGUUGUAAGCCUUUUUGUUGUUUGCACAACAGAUUGCCGCACUGAACUGAUGGAAAGCUAAAGUGAUUUAAUGAAAAAGACAUUUUCUAUCAGUUUUAUGGGCACAGAAAUAUCAUAUCUGUUAAGUGUAGAGGAGGAGUACAAAAUUUCUCAGCAUUCGUAUUUUAAGUCCGGUUUUGAAAGUUGGUAUGUGAAUUUUGUAGCUUUAGAGGAAUGUCCAUCUUUGUAUACUCUUAUGAUUACAACAUUAAUCUAUUUAAGUGGAAGGGCAUGUUAAGAGCGCCCUUAUAAAACAGAAUUUUCUUGCCAGAAUGUGUGUACAGAUAUUUUGUGAGAGCAAAUAUUUCUCAGUGGGAAGGUACUCGGAUGUGUUUUUUCAACAAUUCGUGUACAACUCAGUCUAUUCGUGUUCAGCAAUUUUAUUGUCCUUUCUCAAUAGAUUUUCUCAGAUAAUAAAUGUUUAAGAAGAGAAACAUCUUUUUGCAGUUACUUCUAAAAAUUUUAACAAUAUACAAUUUGGGAAGCCAAAAAUAUAUAUACAAUGGUUCAUAAGAAUGGACUACUACCUCAUAAAAUAAGUUUUGUAAGUUUUUGUUCUUUGUAUAGACUUUGAAAAAGAAAAAACUUUUCAUCUGAUGC
This is a messenger RNA of Schistocerca nitens (vagrant locust), 6792 nucleotides long. Its product is annotated as protein RCC2. NCBI's taxonomy places the organism in Eukaryota, Metazoa, Arthropoda, Insecta, Orthoptera, Acrididae. The transcript has 9 exons. The record is from RefSeq and is a predicted model, not a curated record. The coding region runs from base 82 to 1566 and encodes 494 amino acids.